AUGACCUACGAUAAACAAAACAAUGGCAAUCUCGCCAAACCGUUCACACCCACCCUCAGCGCUGCUUUUCACCGGAGCAACAAGGCUCCUUUGACCCCAAAGCUCGCAAAUCCAGGCUCUGGAUAUCCUGCCCGCCGCCUAGCACAACCUGACCACCCCUAUUCCACCCCCUCCAAAGACGACCCCCCGCCCGCCAAUGUCACUCCACGGUCUGGUCCCAGAACCACCCGGCGAGAUGGCGCUGUAUACUCUCCGACCAAUACACCUCCUGCCCCCUCUCCGCAUACUCCAUACUCGCAGUCAACACUCGGCUACGGGCGUCGAGACCGCAGCCCGGCUCGCGGGGUCAAGCCGGAACAAUCCCGAAGCUUGAAAGCCAAGUCCGUCCUGGAGAGCCAAUCCAUAUCGCGUCCUAGUUCUGUCUCAGAGGUUACAUCGGGAACUCCUCUGUUCUUCCAUGCAUCCGAUGCGCGAUCAGCACAUCCUUUGGAGCCGCCAGAUCCACCUCGGCCGAGACCUUUGGGGAAGACGUCCCCGGCCUCGAGCUUCAUUUAUGCGAAUGGAGAUCAAGAGCUAAAGACUCUAGGAGAACAGUCCGGUGCCACGUCCACUUCUGCCAAACGUCGAUCGGGAGGUCUUCCCCGCCCCCCGCCUGCCAGUAAACCAACGCCUUCUCCGGCCUCGCGCUUGAGUUCUCCCAUGCUUUCAGCCGCCCCUUUACCUACCCCGGAAGAUGCGAGACUCCCCUUUGUCUCGAACACCGAUAAUGGAUUGGAGAUACUUCCGCGUCUUAGCUCACCACCAUCCAGUACAAUUGGCGAGAAACCAUUCUCUCCACCGAUCCGACAUACGAAGUCCUCGAGUGUUGACUCGUCCCGCUAUAGAAUCCACUCAUACGAUGGCCUAGGGGCAAGCCCGGUCAUUUUGUCCGGGAGCGAUUAUGAUGAUGGGAUGGCACCCAUGAUGUCAGAGCACAUUCCCACCCUUCGUCCUCGCAUCUUCAGCAAUGGCUCCAGCAUCUCAACCGAUACAUACCCUCCUGCGCCGCUCAGUCCCGGGAAGUCCGACGCCCCGAGCGAGGCAGCUCUCAAUGCGCGCACCGAACGCAAAAUCAUGGAUUUGGAAAUCAGUAACUCUUCACUGCUCGCCAUAAACCGCACGCUGGAACGCGAGAUGCGGCAGCAGAAAGCGGAGCUCCGGCGUUUCCGGCGGUUGAGCCGCUCGGGGCGGAUAUCCAUGGCACCAUCCGGCCGUUCAUUCUCUGGAGUGGCACUAUCAACCACCAGUGAACAGGGUGAAGGCGAAAGCGAGUUGUCCACCCGGUCACGUGAAGACACGUCCGACGUCAGCGAUGAGGAUUCAAUUGUGGAUGAGAGUAUCAUGAGUCCAGGUUCGCUAGCCGAGCAUGACGCCAAACACCUCGUCAAUGAUGAGAAACGUGUUAUGCUGGACCUGGCGCGACAUCAAGAGGUACUGGGGGACAGCCAGAAGAUGAACCAGAGUCUCAAACGGUGUCUAGGCUGGACCGAAGAACUCAUCAGGGAAGGACAAAGAGCCCUUGAGUAUAGCGUCCAUGUCCAGGACAUUGAGCUAGGAGGCCGAGUGCUAGCACCCGAAGAACUAGGCGAAAUUGGCGAGAGUCGUCGUGGUCUUUUGAGCCCUUCGACCGAAUACAAUGCCCUCCUUUCUCCCGUGCAACCCUCCUCUCCCGAAGUAUCAUUUGUCGAAUCGCCAUCUCUUGGAAUCUAUACUGAACCCUUUCUGUCCCCCGAUCUCACUACAUGA
This is a messenger RNA of Penicillium paradoxum, 1785 nucleotides long. RefSeq lists its product as uncharacterized. Bases 1 to 1785 code for a protein of 594 amino acids. The transcript has 2 exons. NCBI's taxonomy places the organism in Eukaryota, Fungi, Ascomycota, Eurotiomycetes, Eurotiales, Aspergillaceae. The record is from RefSeq and is a predicted model, not a curated record.